Messenger RNA from Symbiodinium pilosum, 1155 nucleotides. The record is from the annotation of a GenBank genome assembly. Lineage: Eukaryota; Dinophyceae; Suessiales; Symbiodiniaceae.
AUGGAUUCGCCGCCUCGCGUGCAGAUCUCGCUUGGGCGUCCGAUACAGGAGGGGGUGUCGUACGCUUUCGGCAUUGCGGUGCAGAAUCCGACCGAUCAGAGCACGCAGGAGGAGCAACUUCUGUGGAUGGUCAGGACUCGAGACAGUAGUGAUCUGGUAGUGGAGGAAAGUACAGGAGGUGCCGCAUGGCUUGAUCCUUCUGCACGUGGCAGCCCAGGCAACAUGUGGGGUCUUUCCUCUGCAGCUUUGAAUCUUCCAACCCUCCGAUUCGGAGAGCUGCUACCUUUUUACGUCACGCUAAACACGGCUUAUGUCACAGUUCUUCCCAUCCAAGUUUCGUUUGACCUGUCAAUUCCCAUGCGGCUGACGGCUCCACUGGGGUGGAUAUGGGAACCUGCAGUUGUGGCAAGUGGCUUCUGGCAGGACUCACCCUUUGGCACGACAGCUGCCUUGCCUGGCCGUGCUGUGCCAACUGUGUCUGACAAUAUCUUCCUUUCUUGGGAAGCGCCACUGGCCUUUGUGAGCGGCGAGAUUUAUGGCUUCCGUGCGCCUCUUCGAGUGCCUAGAUGGCCCACUACAGGAGCCGACUUCCUUCUGGAGCUAGGCAACUGGACUGGGUCCACUGCUGCCGGGCAGCGGCCACUGGGAGUUUUGCUUCCGGGGCCUCAGCUGAGUGCAGUGCGAGGCGCGUGGGUAGACUACGUGACGGGACGAGUUGGAGAAAGACACGGCGUCAGAGCUCAGCUGACAAUAAGUACCCCUCUUUUUGCAGGAGGAGGUUUCAUCUUCGAGGGUGGCCUGGCAACAAGGCGCUUGGAAUGCAGCUGCCCUGGCACAACAGAUGGCUACACUUGCUCUGUUCAGAGCCUGUUCUCGGGCGAACUCCUCCUUCGCAUUGUGUCCACGAGGGCGCUGCUUGCCGGCACCUACUCGUUCCUCUUCUACUGCACCAAUCCCCCAAAUGCUGUUGCUGCAGGUUCUUGGAAGUUCGGCACCUAUCAGGAUCCGGAAAACUAUCCACUUGCCACCGAGGCUGACACACCAUCCACAGUCCCGGGAUUCGCCAUCCAGGAGCCUCUGCAGCUUUUUCAGCGCCUCCCGGCCGAGAUCACCUGGUCCUUUGAUCCUCGCCCAUUGAGGCACUGCUUGGGAUGA